This is a messenger RNA of Sturnus vulgaris (Common starling), 2389 nucleotides long. It is a transcript of the gene C20H17orf75, whose product is annotated as chromosome 20 C17orf75 homolog. The record is from RefSeq and is a predicted model, not a curated record. Lineage: Eukaryota; Metazoa; Chordata; Aves; Passeriformes; Sturnidae. Gene Ontology annotation, cellular component: trans-Golgi network.
GGGCGGGGCGGCAGCGCGGCCCGGGGGCUCCCCGCGGCACAGGCGGGGCCAGGGCCGCGAUGCUGCCGGCGCUGCCGGACGGCGACGAGCGGGAGCCGGAGAGCAGCGAGGAGGGCGGCGGCGCGGGCGAGGAGCGGCGGCCGGAGCGGCACGGCUGCACCUACCACGGCCUCUAUGGCUACCGCAGGUCCGCGCAGCAGGGAGCCGCCGGCGGGGAUGGCAGUGCCGGCGGCGCUGUGGCACACACACCUUCCACCGAAGACUUCAGCCUCUCCUUGCUGGACACCAACUUGCCAGCUGAAGCAGAGACGGAGCUGCGCAGUUUCAUUGCUAAGCGUCUUACUAAAGGAGCGCUGUUUGAAGGAAUGGGCAAUGUAGCAUCAGUGGGACUGAGCAUACCAGAAGGUAAAGUUGGUUGUUACUACUGUCGUUUCCAACAAGAAAGUCUUCUUGAAAUGGCAACACUGGAAUCAGACAUCAAUGCUCCAGAAUAUGUGGUGUGUUUCUUAGGUGGCUCAGAGAAAGGCCUGGAACUUUUCAGACUUGAGCUGGACAAAUACAUUCAAAAUCUGAAGAUAAACCUUGAUUUGGAGCAAAAGAACUUGGAGGCCUGUGUUAGCCCCUACCUGAGGAGCUGGUUUGAGGAUGCCAUCUGCCCUAUCCAGAGGGUAGUGCAGCUUUUCCAGGACAAACUUGCCUCUCUGCUGCACGCUGCUCUGAGUUACACUCCUGUAGAAGUCAAAAAUGCAGAUGAAAGAACAGAAAAGGACAUCAGCAGGUUCCUGGCAGCUGCCAGCCUCCAAGGACUUGUCCAGGAAGGCACAAUGACCUCGCUGUGCAUUGCCAUGACAGAGGAACAGCACAAGAACAUGGUUAUAGACUGUAGUGGACCUCAGCCCCAGCUGCAUAAUGCAGGAAGCAACAGAUUCUGUGAGGACUGGAUGCAAGCUUUCAUGAAUGGUGCUGAAGGUGGAAAUCCAUUUCUCUUCCGGCAGAUUUUGGAAAACUUUAAAUUGAAGGCUAUCCAGGACAUUAACAACCUGAAGAGGUUUAUCCGCCAGGCUGAAAUGAACCACUAUGCCUUGUUCAAGUGCUACCUGUUCCUAAAGAACUGUGGCAGUGGAGACAUCCUGCUGAAGAUUGUGAAAGUGGAACAUGCAGAAAUGCCAGAAGCCAGGAAUGUAGUGACUGUCCUGGAGGAAUUCAUGAGAGAAACACUAGUGGCUUAAAAUUAUGUUAUGUAUAAAUCAUUUAUUUCUUCUGUGCAGCUACUGCAGGAUUUUUAAUUUAUAUUUAAAAGUAUUGCCCAAGUCAAACUUUAGUUGCAGUUUCACCUGCCUUUUCUUGUUUUUAGACAAAGCACUAUGAGCUUUUUAAUGUGUAACUAUCAGAUAAUACAAACUCCUGCAGAGUUUUCAGAUUCUCCAACUUGACUUGCCCCUGUUCUGAGGAUAUCAUGACAUUUGAUUUUUACAGUCAUUGCAAAACCAAACCCAAAUCCCUUACUUGGCAAUAAUUUCACUCUUUUAAAUAUUUUAAAUAUAUUUAAAAUCAUUUAGAUCUGGCUACUUCAUUUUAAUAAAGAAGUACAAACAUCUGGAUAGAUCCAAAUAAUGAAUUGUUAUAGUUUAGAUAAGAGAACCUAGGUACUGAGUCUGUAGCUGGUUUCUGCUUUCAAACUGCCAGUUUGUUCUGCUGCCACUGGAUCCACAAGUUGGUAAUUGGUAUGAACAGAGCUGCCUGAACCAUUGCAGUGAUCAGUUUGUAUGUGCCUGUGUGUGUGCAUACACACACAACUGCUAUCUGAAAUUCCCAGGCUAUUUGAUGUAUCCCCUUCUUCCUUAGUCUGAGAUGUGAUCAAGCCCUUCCUUGUACAUUCUUAUAUUACGGUUUUGCAUAACUCUAAAUAAUCCUGUAUUUUUCAAUCACGAAGAAACUACAAUGUUCCCACAUUUAAUAUUAAGGCUUCUUCAGAAUUUGAAGUAAAUUAACUUCCCAAAUUAAUUAGUCAGACUUUAAAACAUUUCGCUGUAUCAGCAAUGGAUUCUUACCCACAUCAUGGGACACAGGCAGCAGAAUACCUGAACGAAAUCUAUGGCUACAGCUGGAAAAAAAACUCAUGGAGUCUCUGAGUAACCUCAUAAAGAGGGCAAUUUCUGCAAAGCUGAUACAAGCAGAAUUCCCUGUUGGUUCCCUUUGGAGCAGAGGGUGUUUGAACUCCUCCUGCAACAGUGCCUGUAACUAAUGUGAUUCAGUGUGACUUGUGCUGGUGCUCUGUACUGUGAGGGCAGGAGUUGCUGCUUUUCUGUGACACCACUAUGUUGAACCUAUAAUAAGGUUGACAAUAAAACACCUUGAAAUCCUCAAUAGUCUGCCUAUAAAUUGUCAA